Messenger RNA from Exophiala spinifera, 3405 nucleotides. RefSeq lists its product as uncharacterized. The coding region runs from base 1 to 3405 and encodes 1134 amino acids. The record is from RefSeq and is a predicted model, not a curated record. Gene Ontology annotation, molecular function: protein binding. The transcript is spliced from 3 exons. NCBI's taxonomy places the organism in Eukaryota, Fungi, Ascomycota, Eurotiomycetes, Chaetothyriales, Herpotrichiellaceae.
AUGACGAGCAAUCAAUAUCGCCAACAAUGGCAACAAGGCCCAACCCAGGUGCAGCAGCCGUACCAGUACGAUCGCAGGGAUGACCAAAGGCUAUGGCAAGAGAAUGGGCGCAGCCAGGGGGUAUAUAAUCAAGACUAUCAGCAGUACAAUGACUAUCCCCAAGAUCGCAACGGAUACGAUGGCGGCUAUGGUGAUGUCCAGCAGCCUCCAAUGAAUUAUGGUCGUGACGGACAUUGGCAAGGUCGAGUCCAGGAUCAAUAUCGACCGAGUGGCUUUCAGGAUCCGCCGUACUAUGACAAUGGGAAUGGGUACUCGCAACCGCCGCCGCCGCAGCGCGAUCCCUAUCCUCAAAAUGCCCCGUCACCUAGCCGGACAUACCAAUACGACGAACGUUACCGUACCAAUGCACCGAGCAGGCCACAGCCAGAGCACCAUCAUAAUCAUUUAGGUGGACAGAGACCGUCGCGAGAGGCCAGAUCUGAUCCCUCUGUACCACAGAAGAGAUCGAAGACGCGGGAACGUAUUCUAGCUGAGCCAACAUCACCAAAGAACCUAGCCUGGGACAAUCCUUUUGGCGCUUGGCCGCAGAAGAAGAAGCCAGGUGACAGGCACAGGCACAACAGCUUAGAUUCGGAGCUGAAAGGUCUGAAUCUCCAUGAGAGACCAGAUAGUCAAGAGGCGCGACCAAAUACGUCUCAUGGACAUCGAAAGAGGGACGAACAUAGGCCGAACACUGCACAUGGCCGCAGACCUAGCAUGGAGCGGCCUAUGCCACUUCCGAUGGAUCAUCCGAUGCAACCCCCGGAGAUGAUGUAUCAACACCAAGAGCCAAGUCCCCCAAGGGAUAGACGUGCACAGGCACCAUCCCGGCCUCCACCGCUUCAAGACUUCGGGAUGGCGCAAAUGGAUCUCAGCAGACCACCACCACUUCGAUCGCAGGAGAACAUCCCUCCCUCACCUCGACGUGGACCACGGCAAGAUCCACGAGGAGCUGCACCCCUGAACAACAGUGAAUACGAGCAAACCGGGCCUUAUGGCAGAGUGGACAGGUAUGGUUCUCCAGAAGAACAUGGUGCGCACGUGAACCGCCUACCUCCACAAGCUGCUCAGCGCAACGAUUAUGUUCCGGACGAAGGAUAUGGGCAAGACUAUACUUCCUCAAGAGCAUACAAGUCACCUGUAGAGCCACCACAACAGACGCAGCAACGCGGGCCAGUUCGUCCGGCCCACACAGAGGGGUUUGACCCGAACGGCUACCGAGGAGUACCCAACACUGUCCAGGGUAUCAAGACAAGGAGCCGGGAUAUGCCCAACUUUGAUGCCAUACCCACCAAUGCGAAUGAAAAGCCUGAAGACCACAUCAAUACUGGGCAAGGAUCUUUUGACCGGCAGGUUUAUCGGAAGCCAACAUAUCAGCUCCCUGGCUCGUUCCCUGCUCCAAUUGAUACAGCCGACAUUAGACCAUCACCACCAUUGAACUACAACAACAAUGGUUCGCCUCUUGCCGAGUUUACUUUUGAUCUGCCGCCAAGCAGAACCAAUGGCUCAAUCGACCGACCACCGCCAGAGUCGCACCAAAACGGUUACAACGACCCUCCCAAGCAUGGGCCUGGAGGCUAUGAGAACCCUCAGCGCCCGCAGCAAACACAGUUUCCUCCUCGAACAGCGAGCAGGAACAACAUGAAACCGCCACCUAUCGGAGAUUUACCACCCGUGCCCAGCAAUGCUCCUACAUACCGAUCACUAAAUCAAGACCAAUAUCCUGCACGCCCUCAUACGAGCAAUGCCCAGCGACCUGCACCGCAGCCUGAUAUCGCAACACCAUACGAUAGAAGCUACUCCGACCAGUUUAGGGCUCCUUCGGCUCCUAUCCCUAAUGAGUUCAACCAAGGCUACGGUCCAAAUGCAACUCAACAACAGAGACAACCUUACGGGCAGCAACGACCUAUUCCACGAGGAAUGUCUCAGGAGAACUAUCCGAGUGGUCCACCACAAAGGAAACCGUCGCAGGAUAACUACAUCCCUGGUCCACCUCGACCUUCAACUUCGUCUGCUCAUCCGGUUCCUGUCAGACACUAUGGCGAUUCGAGCGUCAAACUCAACACCAAUCCAGAUGCUCUGCCUGCACACCCAGAGCCAGUUAGGGGCGGUGGAAAUGGAUAUCAACCACAAGUCCAACCUCCUCAACCGGCAACGGCGCGAGCACCUCUACAAGCACAAGCAGCACCUGUAGCAAAGCGAGAUUCUGCUCCCGGCAGUAGCGAUUCGCCAGCUGUAACACUUCAAGAGCUCAACAGCCUUCGUGUAGAAUACAGCAAAAAUCCGGCCAACUAUGCUGUUGGUUUGAAGCUUGCAAAGAAACAAGUCGAAGCUGCUAGGGUGCUUGCGGACGAAGGUGGUGCUGCUGAUGCUAAGACAACUCAAAAGAACAGAGAAAAAUACAUAUUCGACGCCCACAAACUGGUCAAGAGAUUAGUCGCGGCGAAUUAUCCUGACGCCAUGUUCUACCUGGCAGACUGUCAUGGCCAAGGUCUCCUCGGACUUCCAGUUGAUCCAAAAGAAGCGUUUCAUCUGUAUCAAUCCGCUGCGAAACUCAACCACGCCCAAAGUGCGUACCGUGUCGCCGUUUGUUGCGAGCUGGGCUCCGAUGAAGGUGGUGGUACGCGCCGUGACCCCUUAAAGGCGAUCCAAUGGUACAAACGCGCGGCCACACUGGGCGAUACCCCUGCCAUGUACAAGAUGGGAAUGAUCCUGCUCAAAGGUUUGCUGGGGCAACAGAAGAGUCCACGUGAAGCUGUCUCGUGGCUCAAGCGCGCAGCCGAACGAGCCGACAAAGACAAUCCGCACGCUUUGCACGAGUUGGGUCUACUUUACGAGUCUGCGUCCGGCAACGACAGCAUCGUUCGCGACGAGAGGUACGCCUUUCAGUUGUUCCAGCAGGCGGCCGAGUUGGGAUACAAGUACUCCCAAUUCCGGCUUGGGUCGGCGUUCGAGUACGGUCUUCUCGGUUGUCCCAUUGACGCACGGCAGAGCAUAGCUUGGUACACGCGCGCUGCGGCACAGGGUGAACACCAAUCCGAGCUCGCCCUCAGCGGGUGGUAUCUUACUGGUAGUGAGCCACUGUUGGUUCAGAGCGAUACCGAGGCGUUUCUGUGGGCUCGAAAGGCGGCUAGUUCCAAUCUUGCAAAGGCCGAGUAUGCAAUGGGAUACUUCAACGAGGUUGGUAUCGGGACUGGAGUUGAUAUCGAGGAGGCGAAGCGAUGGUAUUACAGGGCAGCAUCUCAAAAUUUCCCCAAAGCCCGAGAACGUCUCGAGGAAUUGAAACGAGGUCAGAAGAUGCAGAAGACACGUGUUUCACGAUCAAAUGUCAAUAGACAGAGUGACGGGGAGUGCGUAGUCAUGUAA